Molecule: messenger RNA, 2940 nt
Organism: Micropterus salmoides (largemouth bass)
Lineage: Eukaryota; Metazoa; Chordata; Actinopteri; Centrarchiformes; Centrarchidae
Product: fibroblast growth factor receptor-like 1
Exons: 7
Coding region: 311-1840 (509 amino acids)
Cellular component (GO): plasma membrane
Molecular function (GO): fibroblast growth factor binding; fibroblast growth factor receptor activity
Source: RefSeq, a predicted model, not a curated record
AACAAGUCUCCGCUCCGUGCGGACUGGAAAAGUCACUUGGUGGACGGAGCCAGCUCCACAGACUGGACUGAGUUUUUAAAAAUUAGCACAUGGGACUAUAAUUGUGAUUUAUGGAAGAGCCCGGUGUUAUUACAACCUUGAAUGUGCUAUUUUAUUUCUGAGACGAGCGCGCGCUGGUCAGAGGUCGGUGAAAAGUCGACCACUGUCACUUUUGAUUCAUGGACUCAAUACGGACUUCAGCUAAAAGCAUUUCUGUCAAGAGGCUGACUCAAGGUUGACUUCAUUCAUAGAAUAUCCAGAUUUAGGGGACAUGAAGUUGUCUUUGGACAGUAUGGGCGUCCUUAAGAUUGUGCUGUUCAUCCUUGAGGCUGUUUUGCUGACCGACUGCGCAAGAGGACCUCCACGGGUCUCUGAGAAGGUUGCUCACAGACAGACUGCCCGGCUCAGGAGCGCCAUUAAGCUGCCGUGUCCAGUGGAAGGAGACCCUCCGCCCCUCAUAAUGUGGACCAAAGAUGGGCGCAACAUCCACAGCGGCUGGAUCCGUUUCCGUAUCCUCCGCAUGGGCCUGAAGAUCAAGGAGGUGGAGGCAGAUGACACGGGGACCUACAUCUGCAAAGCCACCAACGGCUUUGGUAGCGUUAACAUCAACUAUACACUCAUCGUCAUCGAUGACUCGGGUUCUGAUAAAGCUGGACCUGGAGCAGAUGAUGCGCCACAGUCUGACCCGGGCACAGACACAGAAAAAUUUGUGCGUCCCCGCUUCACACAGCCCGCUAAGAUGAGAAAAAGGGUGAUAGCUCGUCCUGUUGGCAGCUCGGUGCGGCUCAAAUGCAUGGCCAGUGGAAAUCCUCGACCGGACAUCGUGUGGCUGAAGGACGACAGGCCGCUAACGGAGCAGGAGGUCGGCGAGGGCCGUCAGAAGAAGUGGACUCUGAGUCUAAGGAGCCUGACGCCAGAGCAGAGCGGCAGAUACACCUGCAGGGUCUCCAAUCGGGCAGGGGAAAUCAACGCCACAUAUAAAGUUGAGGUCAUACAGAGGACAAACUCUAAGCCUGUUUUGACGGGCACCCACCCGGUCAACACGACGGUCGACUACGGAGGCACCACGUCAUUCCAGUGCAAAGUGAGGAGUGACGUUAAGCCCGUCAUUCAGUGGCUCAAACGCGUGGAGUCCAACGAGGAAAAUCGCUACAACUCUACCAUCGAGGUGGGAGACCACCGAUUUGUGGUGCUGCCCACAGGGGAGGUGUGGUCACGACCCGACGGCUCCUAUCUCAACAAGCUGCUUAUUACCCGUGCCAAGGAGGAGGACGCUGGCAUGUACAUCUGCUUAGGCGCCAACACCAUGGGCUACAGCUUCCGCAGCGCCUUCCUCACUGUGCGGCCAGAUCAUUUUGGCCCUCUUCUUUUGCAGACACGGAAGCCUCCCAUCACGACCAUGUUCUCGCCAGCUUCCAGCUCCCUCCCCUGGCCUGUCAUCAUUGGCAUCCCUGCUGGAAUAGUGUUCAUCUUUGGCACAGUGCUGCUCUGGUUCUGCCAGAGCAGAAAGCACUGUCCCCCUCCCACCCCACAAGCUGCUGCCGCACAGGUACUGCCGAGCUCCCACCGGCUGCCGUAUCGAGAGCGGGAAAGGGGCUGCAUGGCUCCGUCCUCCAGUCCAGACAAAGACUGCUUUAACUAUGAGGAGUACCUGGCACAGCAGCAGCUCCUCCUCGCCCAUGGAGGGUCAGCAGUCCCCCCUAAAAUCUACCCCAAAAUCUACACUGACAUUCACACACACACUCACUCCCACGUGGACGGGAAAGUGCAUCAGCAUCAACACAUUCAUUUUCAGUGUUAGCCUCAGUGCCAAAUAUCACCCACUGACUGCUCCAGUACUUCCGCGGGACAAUGAGUUGUGGACUGAACAGCGGCUCCUGAGCGGCAGUCACCUGGCAUUACUUUUCUUUUUUUUUUUAACUGUCGGACUCUUGUCACAGCUGGAGAUUGCCGGGAGUGUGAGCACAUGGGGAAAAACAGUGGCCAGUCAUACACACUUUGUGUUUGUACAUCCAAACUUCCAUAUUUGGUGCUUAUUUUUUACCUGACUGAUUCUCACACCACUAAAAUCCACAAAUCCUUGUUGUGCACUUAAUACAAAAAGGACAAGGACGUUUUUGCAGCGUGUGAGUUUAAUCGCAGCUAUUCAGGCCAGCUUGAAUUUUGCAGUUUCCUACUUGAGGUGUAGCUGAAAAUCGAGGUUAGCUUUCACUUAUUUAGCUGCUGGAGCGCAGGAGCUCUGUGUGUUCUGCCUGGUAAUGAAGAUGAAAAUGGUACUCGAGAUUUACAAAAGGGGCUGACUGAAUGCUCCUACUCAGGUUGUCCUUUUGUUUGUUAAAGAUGCAUAACAUUUGGAAUGCUGACCACUAUCCUUUACAUUACUUGUCUCCAUCCCUCACUUUUGUCCUCUGUUAAAAGUGAAAGAGUAGACUGGUUUUUUAUAGCAUGCAAACCUUGCCUGAGACUGCAAGGGAUGGAAGAAUUGUUUCCAUGUUAACUGAAUUGGUCUUCAUUAUCAUUUUAACUGAGCAUGUUGAGGUAAACCAGCAGGUCUUUUUGGCCUCCACAGUUUAUGAAGCUGUAGGCAUUUAUAAUCAAAUUGAGUCAUAAAUAUUUAAUUUAUUUUGCUAAAAAAAAAAAAAAUGUAUCAAAAGUUUAUUUUUAAGAGUAAGGCGUUUUACAUAUCUAUGUAAUGUUAUUAAAGUAUACAGUAUGUAUAGUACAUUUUGAGUACUUUGCCACCCAGUUUAAUCAGUUAGUACAUGCCAGUAUUUAGGUAUAUAUUUGUAUGUAAUUGGUAUUGUUUGACAAUCUUGUAUGAUGUACUCUGUUCAAAGCUCAAAAAACUAAGUCAUCUAAAGUCUGAUUUGGUAGUAUGAUUAAAUGACAUGAAACAAAUUA